Ixodes scapularis (black-legged tick) is the source of this 930-nucleotide messenger RNA. RefSeq lists its product as uncharacterized. Bases 1 to 930 code for a protein of 309 amino acids. NCBI's taxonomy places the organism in Eukaryota, Metazoa, Arthropoda, Arachnida, Ixodida, Ixodidae. Gene Ontology annotation, molecular function: catalytic activity. The record is from RefSeq and is a predicted model, not a curated record. The transcript has 2 exons.
AUGGCUGCAACGUCCGCACCACCAACGCAAUGCAAAUGCGGAUACCCUGAAAAUCAGAGUGAAUUGGCGCUGCAAAAUUACCACCAACAGUGCAGAGUGACAGAAAUGAUUCUGUAUCACAACCUAAAUCCACUGGAGGCCCAAUAUCCGAACCUCUCGCUGCCCGGCUACGACACGUAUACGCGACCGUCAAUCCCGCAUCGCCAACGAACGCCGAACGGUCCGGCCGGCAAAGAGCCGCCGCAGAGCGUCAAUUACAGGGGCAACGCGGCUGUCCUAGCGGCUGCCCUCAUCCCGCACGACGAGCUCGACCUCCAGCGCUGGUGCACCCAACUGCAAGAGGUCGUGAGCGUGGCCCUCCAACUCCCCCAAUGUAAGGUCGUGGUGGUGUACAUAUACGAUCGACCGUCGAUCCGCAACAGCGUCACCAUUGACUGGUCCUGGGUCGAAGACCUGCGGAAAAUGCACCCCGAUGCCUUCGUCGUCAUCGGCGGCGACUUCAACACACGCCACACGUGCCUGGGAUCGAGGACCGACACAUACCACGGUUCGAACCUCGUUUGCGCAAUGGAGGACAACCACCUUAGCCUGCUCAACGAUCCGGACUUACCAACUCGAGUUGGCCAGCACGCCUUCCAGGGCGACACCACAACCGACCUCACAUGGACGAACCGGCGGCGGGCCCUCUUCUGGGAGCUAGGAGCAGACACGUGGGGGAGCGACCACCUGCCCAUCUUCAUUCGUUUGCGCAGCAGCAAGAUAACGGCGCCGAAACGAAGUACGAGCGUCGUCUGCUGGGACGCCUUCCGCGCAGAGCUGGAGCAAACACCCGUCACCACAUCAGGCGGUGACCCGGAAACGCACGGACUGGACCACCUCCUGGUCCAAGCGCACGAACUGACCCAAGACCCGAUUACUCCUAACUAUUGA